Molecule: messenger RNA, 1386 nt
Organism: Aspergillus homomorphus CBS 101889
Lineage: Eukaryota; Fungi; Ascomycota; Eurotiomycetes; Eurotiales; Aspergillaceae
Product: amine oxidase
Exons: 1
Coding region: 1-1386 (461 amino acids)
Molecular function (GO): oxidoreductase activity
Source: RefSeq, a predicted model, not a curated record
AUGGCGACGUCGUUGAACGUCCUCCUAGCACUUCUGUUGGGGUCCAAUUGGCUCAGUGGGCUGGCUCUCGCCGAGGAGUCUGUGCAGUCAAAGAACGAGACCGUUAUCCGACGUGGCUUCUGUAUCGUCGGCGGGGGUGCAGCGGGGACGUACGCUGCAAUUCGUCUCCGCGAGCUGGGGCAGGAUGUUGUGGUGGUAGAAAAGACCGGCCGUCUUGGAGGUCAGACGCGAACCUAUUUCAAUUGCCUCACGAGCACCGCCAUCGAUUACGGGGUGAGGAGAUUUGACGACUCCCCCGAAACCCGCAAGUUCUUUAAGCAUUUCAAUAUCCCGGUGGAAAUUGACACUACCGCGAACGACUUCGAGACUGCGCGAUACGACUUCCGCACGGGAGUGCCCGUCUCGCCGUACCCAGGCAAUGCGACGGAGGCAAUCGGGCGCUACACCGAGGAGCUCGAGCGAUACUCAUACCUGUCUCAGGGAUGGAAUCUUUCCGAGCAGGUGCCCGAGCCUCUUCUCGAACCCUUCCGUGACUUUGUCAAGCAACACGAUCUGGGACCUGCCCUGGAGACCAUGACUUUGCUCAGCCAGGGAAUGCGCUAUCUGCUCGACUAUGCCACCGUUUACCUGUUGAAGAUCGUCUCGUUGAGUCAGCUUAGAGGCCAGCAUCUGGUCCCCUCACGUCGCAACAAUUCUGAGAUUUAUUACGCGGCACAGCAGGAGCUGGGGGAGGACGUGAUACUCCACAGCACAGUGGUGCAUGCGCUGCGGUCCGAUAAUAAGCUUCAUCGGUUGACAGUCGAAUCGGACACUGGCGAGAGAGUUAUUAUCGAAGCUGAUGCGACCGUCAUGGCUCUACCCCCUAAGAAUGACGAGAUGGAUGGCUUCGACCUUGACAGCCUUGAGUCGUUCUUUGUUCGGCAAUUCCAGUGGGGGUACGUCUAUACCGGCCUGAUCAGCGACAGCGGCCUGCCAGAAGACACCCAGAUCUUGAACCGUGGCGUUGAUACGCCGUAUAGACUUCCCCGGUAUCCGUCCACGUACUCGAUUGUGUCUACAGGCGUUGCUGGCAUCCAUCUAGUGACUUAUGGAAGUGCGGAAGAGAUGAGCGAGGAGGAUGUUCGUGAUGCGAUCGUCGAUGAUAUCCUGGGACUUCAGGAUGGGGGUCUGAACACGACGCAGCCGACAUUCCUGGCUUUUGCGACCCACAGCCCAUUCGAUAUGUCCGUCAGCCGGGAGGCGAUCAAAGCAGGGUUCUACCAGGACGUGGGAGACUUGCAAGGGCAUCGCAACACUUAUUGGGUGGGGUCCGCCUGGGAGCAUCCUGAUUCAUCUGCCAUCUGGAGAUCUGUUGAUCGCCUGCUCCCAGCGAUUAUCAGUGAUUAG